AUGGAGGGAGCUCCCCGUGCCUUCCUUCUCUUCCUGCUUAUGGUUUCCCAGCCCAGAGAUGCGAGUCCGUUCACAGUAUAUUGUCCCCCGGUGUCAGUGAACGGAAUUCUGGGAGAAUCCAUCAUUUUCCCUCUACUCAAUCCUGGAGCCUUCAAAAGCAUCACCUGGGACGGCCCCUCUCCUGCCAACGCUGAAGCCUAUGCGUCACAUGGGCCUUUAGCAGUUAUCACCCCAGGGGCCCCUGGAGCGCUGCCCCACAUUUCGAUGGAGGACGAGAGAUAUCGAGGGACAGCAAGACUCCACAACCAGAGCUAUUUGCUGGAGAUCCGUGACCUGACGCUGGGAGACGUUGGCAUGUACAGCUGUGAGACAGCAAGUGCAGAUAGCAAUAUCUUAUGUAGCUAUGACCUGCACAUCCACAAGCGACUGUCGGAGCCGGAGAUCAGGAUCCACUCUGUGAUGGCUGGGAACGGCACCUGCAACGUGACCUUCACCUGCAGCGCUGGGGUGGGGAAUGAGACCAUCAAAUACAUCUGGACGCGCCCAGCAGGGGCCCCUGUUUUCUCCAUUGAGGAAUCCCUGCUGGUCCAGCACAGACUGGGAGAUGAGGACUCGCCCGUCACCUGCACGGCCAUGAACCCCGUUAGCAACAGCUCGGCCAGCGCCUCUCCCAAGGCGGCCUGUGAAGGUCCCACCCCGCCCCAGGCCACGUCACUGUCCUACUGCCACGCCAAGGGGAUCCUUGUGCUGGGGGUGCUGGGAACCCUGCUGGCUGGGAUCCUCACAGUGAAUGUCCUCGCUGCGAGGGAGCAGAGACGGCACUGA
Molecule: messenger RNA, 825 nt
Organism: Emys orbicularis (European pond turtle)
Lineage: Eukaryota; Metazoa; Chordata; Testudines; Emydidae
Product: SLAM family member 9-like
Exons: 4
Coding region: 1-825 (274 amino acids)
Biological process (GO): T cell activation
Cellular component (GO): external side of plasma membrane
Source: RefSeq, a predicted model, not a curated record